AUGGCUUGCUGGUCUGCUGAAAAUGCUACCAAAGCCUUUCUCAAAACCAUGAACAUAGGAAAGAGAGCUACAGAACCAAACGGGGCGGAGUUCAUUUCCGCGCUAGCAGCAGGAAAUAAUGCACAAGUAAUGGUGGUUGCAUGUGCCAAUGUUGCAGAUUCUACCACCCUUGCCCUGGUGGCUGCAGCUCAACAAACCGGAGGACGAGUCAUUUGCAUCCUCCGGGGCAUAGAAGAAUUACAUCUAUCCAAUAUGGGCAAAAACUCUAGUCACCUUGAGUUUGUUGUCGCGAAUGCUCAGAUUUACUGA
Lycium ferocissimum is the source of this 309-nucleotide messenger RNA. RefSeq lists its product as uncharacterized. Lineage: Eukaryota; Viridiplantae; Streptophyta; Magnoliopsida; Solanales; Solanaceae. Bases 1 to 309 code for a protein of 102 amino acids. The transcript is spliced from 2 exons. The record is from RefSeq and is a predicted model, not a curated record.